AGAGUGAAAUGGAUCAUAUUCAUCAUCUGCGAACAAAGUAUAAACGACGGUUCAAAGAACUUUGUCUGAAUGAAGAUAAUACGGAAAAAGAACACGAUAGUGGAUUAAGCCACUUAAUGGUCACUAAUUAUAGUCUAUCGAAUGACACUGUCACUUUUUCACACACUCUUAUCUCCUCUGUUUGCCAUUUCAUAUUCCAUGUAAUACCUGUGUUUAUUUUGACCUGUUAUUGAACAGUCACAGUUGGCGGCUAUUUUAUCUAUUGUGUUCCCGUUAAUAUGGCUCUUAGGACAGGAGUUCGUAGUUUCAGCAUGCUACGAGAGAUUGUCAAGCAACCUGCGUUCAUCAAACCAUUGAAAGAACAAUUGGACCACAUCGAUCAAGAAGGAAAACCUGGUGCUCUAUUGCAACCAAUGAAAUUAGAUAAUCCUCACAAACUGGCAGCCAAGAUGGUGUUAUUCAUGUGCCUCAGUUUCUUUCAGCCUUUUGUGAUCACAUAUAUGCACAUGAAGGGGUGAUUUUGCUGCCGCAAAUAUAGUUAAAUACUCUCCAUUUGUUUAAUAGAUUAGAGUGGUACGUUGUCAUUAUUACUUUAUAUACCAGUCUGUGCAAAUA
Molecule: messenger RNA, 615 nt
Organism: Trichobilharzia szidati
Lineage: Eukaryota; Metazoa; Platyhelminthes; Trematoda; Strigeidida; Schistosomatidae
Source: the annotation of a GenBank genome assembly